Messenger RNA from Mytilinidion resinicola, 2288 nucleotides. RefSeq lists its product as uncharacterized. Bases 1 to 2094 code for a protein of 697 amino acids. The record is from RefSeq and is a predicted model, not a curated record. The transcript has a single exon. NCBI's taxonomy places the organism in Eukaryota, Fungi, Ascomycota, Dothideomycetes, Mytilinidiales, Mytilinidiaceae.
AUGGCAGAGCAUCGCGAAGCCAUCAAGAACUCGGGCCCUCGCGAGCCCUUCACUCCUUCCACCGACCCGACUCCGCGGCGCGACCAAGCCUCUACCCCUCUCACGCCACCAUCCAGCCUGCUUUCUGUUCAAGACUUCAAUGCGCAUAGAGACAGCAUGCGAAAGAGCAGCACGUCGGGCCUUGGCCGUAUCAAGGAUAUCCUGAGCGAAGUACUAAACCAGAAGAAAGAGGUGGAAGCAGCACUGAAACAGGCGACCGAAAAUCUGAUUGCCUGUGAGCUCGAGAAAUCCAAGCUGGAAGUGUCGCUUGCGGCAGAGAAGGCGAAAUUAGGCGGCGGUCAGGAAGAUGGCGAUAGCGCUGGUGCUCUCAGGGCGAUGAAGGAGCAGUUGGACGAGGAUUUGAAGAAUCUCGACUCGAAGGUCGAGGAGAUGAAGCAAGAGCAUGGAGCAGAGAUCCAGAAGAUGGAGGAGAAGAUCUCCGAAAGUGCAGAAGUGUCUGAGGCACUUCAGAACCGGGUCGACGAGCUCAAGGGUUCUCUCGCUCAGAAGGGCGCCGAGGCCGAGAGCCUAAGCCGCGAGCUCGCACAGCAUCAGCGCCGUGUUGAAGAGCUCACCCAAAAGCUUACCACGUGCGAGGAGGAGCUCGCUGAGAAGAAUGAUACACUCGUCUUCUCGGAGGCAAGCGCAGAGCAUACCGAGAAGCAGCUCGAAGCGGUCAAGAAGCAGCACGAAGCGGCCGAAAAGCGACACGAAGCGGCCGAGAAGCAGCAAGAAGCGAGCGAGAAGCAGCAUGAAGCGAGCGAGAAGCAGCACGAAGCCGUUAUCGCCGGGUUACAAACCAAAAUUUCCCAGGGCGAAGAGGCGCACGGGGCGCUUCAGAGGGAGCUUGAAACGUAUAAACAACGCAUGGUGGAGGUUACCCAACAACUGACCGCGAGCGACGAGACCAACGCCAGCUACGGUGAGAUGAUGCAGUAUCUGCAAGCGACAGUAGCAGACAUGCAGAAUCAGGUCCGGGCCAGUAGAGAGCUGGCACAUCACGAAGCUCUUGAGGCCACCACCGAGGCUCCUGCGGCGACCGCACAAGCCAAUAUCGAGAAAGACAGUAUAAUCCGCGGCAUGCAGGCGGAAAUAGACGACCUCAAGAACCAGCUUAACCGUAAUACCAACACGAUAUCGCAAGUUGAAAAGGAGCUCGAGGCUGCAACCGCUGCUGGGCAACGCAAGGAUACGGAGAACGCAAAAUUGGAGGAAGAGCUUCAGAAGGCGACGGCUGAGAUCGCGCGAUUGGACAAGGACUUACAAGCUGUGGGCGGGGGCAAGUCGAUUCGCACCAUCAUCGGGAACCACACCAUCGCCUACAACGAAAAGUGCCGCGAGUACGAUACGCUUGAGCAGCAGCUGAAUGAUGUUCGAAGCCAGCUUAGAGUAGCGACCCAAGAGCGAGACCAGUUCAAAGCCGAAGCCGAUAACAAGGAGAAGUCUAACCAGAAGGUGUACAACAUGUUCCUGAACGAGCAGGACCGUUCCACCAAACUGGAGAAGAAGGUGAAGAAAUUGGAGAGAGAGCGGGACGAGGACCUCACGGUACCGCCAGAUUUCGAUCCCGAUGCAGCAGAUGCUCAGUACGUGAGGAACGAUAGUCAGGGCGCAGAGGUACAACAUGAGGUGGAUGAACCGGGCGUUUCAACAAGGAACUCGAGCACUCGAUCGACUAUCCAUGUGGUACCCAAGCCAGCUACGGCACAGAAGACGUCUACCGCUACUUCCAUCAGCAAGACUGGCAACAAGAGGAAGGCCAACACCUUGGAAGCAGGCGAACCGGACGCCAGAACCACAGCACAGAAGACGUCUACCUCUAAUUCUACCAAUAAGGCCGGCAUCAAGAGCAAGGCCAACACCUCGGGAGACGGCGAAUCUGACGCCAAAACCACAGCACAGAGGACGUCUGCCGCUACUUCCACCAACAAGGUCGGCAACAAGAGGAAGGCCAAUGCCUUGGAAGAAGGCGAGCCUGACGUCAACAUCCACAAGUUGCGAGCAGUGAAGAAGGCCAAGGGGCCCAUCCGCACCAGGAGCGCUAGGGGAUUGUGAAGGGGCUAGCGAUUGAGAUCGUUCCACUGUACGCAGGAAAAGAGGCUUAUGGAACGGAUGUGGUUUUGGUUAUGGAGAGAGUUGAUGAUUCUACUGGAUUCUACUGUUUUUACCUUCGGAAGACGUAAAUAUCCCUAGGAGCGAAAGUUUGCGAAAUUCCAGUUUCAUUACAGUCGUAAUUUGAUGAAGUCCAG